Hemibagrus wyckioides is the source of this 1215-nucleotide messenger RNA. RefSeq lists its product as uncharacterized. Gene Ontology annotation, cellular component: external side of plasma membrane. Bases 1 to 717 code for a protein of 238 amino acids. The record is from RefSeq and is a predicted model, not a curated record. The transcript is spliced from 6 exons. Gene Ontology annotation, biological process: positive regulation of T cell proliferation; immune response; cellular response to lipopolysaccharide. Lineage: Eukaryota; Metazoa; Chordata; Actinopteri; Siluriformes; Bagridae.
AUGUUGAUGUUUGUUCAUUCUCCAGGUUGCACACUGAAUCAACAGACAGUGGAUGUGACUGGAAACGUGGGACAGUCUGUCCUUCUGCCCUGCUCCUGCUCUGAACUACAAGCCAAACCACACACUUUCAGAUGGAUCUUUUAUAAAGGAUCAGAUCACACAAAGAUCUUCCCAAAGGACCAGACAAAUCGCUACACAGACAGAGUUCAGCUCUUUAAUGAUCAUCCUCCAGGAAAUCUCUCUCUACUCAUAUCACCCCUGACUGUAGAGGAUGGAGGAUGGUACAGGUGUGAGAUCAACAACAGAAUCAGUAAAGACAUUCGACUCACAGUGAAAGGUGCACCAACAAGACCUUCAUCAUCCACACCAGUGAUCACAACAACUUCACCUCCUUCCAGUCCAGACACCACCAUCAACAUCUGUACUGCUGUUGGGGUUCUGCUGCUGCUGAUACUCGGAGGAGUCAUCUACUGGAAACACAGAGGACAGAGACGAGGACAGACAGAGAAUGAUGAUGGACAAACAGGACAGCAGAAGAAGCAGAAUGAUUCUGAUGUUCUGUACACCGCCAUAAAUCCACAAACUAUACACAACAAAGCAGAAGAAAAGGAUGAUGUGACGUACUCGACUGUAGUCCACAGUAACACUGUGAGAGCAGCACACACUCCAAUGGCAUCAGGAGAUACUACAGUAUACGCCAACAUCAAAACUAACUAAUACACACACACACACACACACACACACACAUGCACACAAAUUUUUUUUUGAAGAUUUUGCUUUAUUUUAAAUUGUCUCUGGCAUUAAAACAAAAAAUAAUUUUAAUUUACUAUAUUUGUAGAUUUGUUUUAUUUUUUAUUUUUUGCUUUUAGAUCAGCUUUAAACAUUUUUAUUGCACUUUUUACAUGUUCCAUUAUUUUUAGCUCUAUUAAAGCAGUGGUUUGAUCCACAUAUAUAACUUGAAGCUCUCUGCUGAAACUGUCUUUAGAUCAUGUCGUGUCUUUUAGGAAAUAAUUUAGAGCUGAAGAAACUUUGUCUCCGCCCACGCUGAGGUGAUUUCUGGGCCGUAAAAACAGAAACCUACAAAAAAUGAAACUAUAAAGAUCUAAUGUUUAUAAGACAUUUGUGAAAUAAUAGAAAUCCUUUAGGUCUGUACACACCUGUAAAAAUGACAAAAGCUCACAGCUUUAAAUAUAACAGACUUCAUAUUUUAUUUGU